Molecule: messenger RNA, 2850 nt
Organism: Eimeria maxima
Lineage: Eukaryota; Apicomplexa; Conoidasida; Eucoccidiorida; Eimeriidae
Exons: 8
Coding region: 1-2850 (949 amino acids)
Cellular component (GO): membrane
Source: RefSeq, a predicted model, not a curated record
AUGGUUGGUAAAUGUUCAUGCCCUCCACGAUGGAGGGGAGCCUUGCAAUGCGCCUUCUUUGUUACCCUUGCCUUCCUGGCUGUCCAGGCAGCGGAACGUCCCUCUGCUGCGGUGCAUACAACAAAGCCGCACCGGGAGGUGGACCUACAUCCCCUUCAAGGGAGUGUCCCUCAUGGUUCAAAUUAUUCGCUUGCUACAGACGUUGCGCAGUCCCAACCGCAACCAACACCAGCGCACAAGGGAAGUGCUCCAGCUGCGACUUCCUCGUUGACUCUUCAAGACAGAAACGGACCAGAAUUGGCAGCAGGUACGGGCCCUCGUCUACUGCAGUCUCAAGAUGAGGAAGACAGGCAGACCUCAACACAGGAUGUGGAGACCGUCUGCUUUUCACGAAAUCUCGAUGGAAUCUUAGACCCCAACACAGGAGAGUUCAUAGAUCAGGGCCGCUCGGCCGAAGAGUUAUUGGCAGAAAUGAAGGCAAAGAGCCUUGCACCUGGCCGCGAGGCAGCUAUGGAUGCUUUCGCAUCGAUGGUUGAAGAGGGAGACAUCAACUCUUCGAUGAUUGCCAAGUUCUUUCCCCUCUUGGCUGUGGUGUUCCUUCUCGUCGCCGGGCUCAUCGUGUUUCUCCUAUUCUGUUGUAUUGGGCCAUUGGUUUGCUGUCCAUGUUGCCGUUGCUGUUGUUGUUGUGUCCGCCGGAGGGCUCACUCGAAGAGCGGCCGAAUUCCAUGUUACUUGAUUUUCGGCUUGAUAGUGGCGCUGCUGUCCCUGGCCAUGGCAGUAGCGGCGUAUCGAUGUGGCAGGAAGGCACUUAAUGAAGCAACUGCAGUGGUCUGUGCAGGAGGGCGAUCGGUAGAUGCCGCCGUGUACGGUACACGCACUAGAAAUGGAAUGUCAGAAACAGCACAAGGAGGGGGCUUGGGCUUCGCGGGCAUCAAAAAUCUUGUGGAUGAUACCCGACAGUUGGCACGUGCAGCUGAUGGAAGCAAUCCAAAUAACGUUGUUAACCAGGUAAAGGAGGAAAUUCUGGGGGCUUUGAACAUAGAGCAGCAGAAAAAACUGUUCCAGGAUGCAAAGGCUGCUGCGACAGGAAACAUAGAAGCAGCCCAGGAUGUUGCCAAAAAGGCAUCCCAUAUUAACAUCUUUGUGGAAGAACAAUCUGCUUCCCUUCUUGGAAAGUUGAAAAUAAUCGAAAACCAUUUGGGCAACAUAGAUACAACUAGUCCUAUCCUCGAAGCUUUCCAGGAUAUUGAACUGCCUCCAGCGGAUCUUGCCGGAUUUUCUGAUGCGGACACGGUAGUGAACAUGGUGUCCGACAUGGCGGCUUCUUUUGGGAGUGCUUCACUUUCAUUGACGAGUAUCAUAGACACUAUGGAUUUCGUCUUCUUAUGUGUCAGCACCUUGUCAGGAGCAUUGGUGGUUAUGGCUGUGUUUACGCUCAUCUGGCAGCUUUUCAGGCCGAAUCGGUGCGCCAGAAGAACUGUGGGAGCCUUGGCAAUUCUGAUGACAAUCUUGUCAGUGGUCAUUUGUGUCACGGUAGCUGUGACUUUUCUCGUGCACAAAGUCGUAACUCCCGUGUGCGAUUAUGCUGCUGUACGCUUUAUCGAUAUAAAUGCUGAUCAUGUCUUUGCCAAAUAUUAUGGAGAAGAUAGUGCAUUUUUCCAGAGUCUCAGCAUCUGCUUGUCAGAGACUGGAAGCGGCGACCUUCUUCAGGAGGAGGAUGGGACGAGUCGAAUCGACCCGAUUUUGGGAAGACUGGAGGAGGCAAAACAGGAAAUAUGCGAACAAAUCCCAGCUCCUCCCAAAGUGGACUACCUCGAUAUGGGGAAUUUCAAUGAUGAUGCGAGGCUGCAGAGUUGGGCCGUAGUUUUGGGAAAUAGGUCGGCAUUCAAUACAUUCCCACAAGUGCAAGCUAGCGGUAUUCAAGAACCGGAUUCUCAAGUUCCUGUACGCCAGCUCCAAGCCAGGAAAACCAUCUAUGGUUUGGGAACUGUCAGGGAGUUGGUCCAGCCAUGGCAAGUUGCGAUUAGCGACGCAGCAAAUCCGGGAACCCUGACAAUCACAAGCCAGGCUCCAUCACCAGCGAAUCUUGAAAGCUGGUUCCAAGAGUGCUCGCGGAAUAACGGGACAAACUGUGAAAAAAUAAAGGAUGCAGUGUCGCUUUUGAAGGUGAAAAUUGGACUGAUGGUAUCUAAGACGACCUGCUUUCUGAGUAGCACAGGCUCCCAGGGGAGGCCUUGUUCGGUUACACAGCUGAUGGGAGGUAUUGGUGGAUCGCCUGUACUACAGAAUGCUCUGGACAAUUCCGUAGCUGACGUCGUUGAUGCAGGCAGCAUAGCAAAGAAUAAGAUCAAUUCUUUGAGCGACCAAGUCCUGAAAAUCAAGCAGGGGAGCAACUGCAAAUUUGCGCGGGAUCGAUUUAUCCGAAUAACAAACCAUCUUUGUUACGGUACCGUCGAUGGACUGGGUUCCGGCUCCUUUUUGUAUUUUGUCUUGGCCAUAGUUAUGUUAUUGUUUGCAUUGCUGUUGCUGAUCCUUAUCGUUGAAGACCGCGACAACGAACGAUAUCCAGACCCGCGAUAUACACCCGCAGCAGACGGUGCAGCUGAACCUGCAGGAGGAUCAUCUGAAGCUUCUGUCUCCGCUCCACAAGAUGAUGGGAAGGAAACAGAAGACAGUAACGCUAUUCAAGCCCACGAUGGAGACGGGGAUAUCCAGGAUGAGCCUUCAAAAUUGCCGCAGGCGGAAGCGCCUACAGACAGUGUAAAUUUAAUACAUAUGCAUCGUAGUGAAGGUGUUCUCGCAGGAGCGACACCGGAUGGAAUUGCUCGCCGUUUGGCGUCGAUCCCUUGA